CGCAGCAACGGAGUCAGAAAGGUAGAGGCUGUUCGGAGCUCGCGAGCGGCGAAGCUGACGGCCGUUAAACCAGUUUGUUCUGAAGCGUGACGUGCACGCACACACACCUACACACACACUCACUCUCCUACCUCUGUGUUUAUGCUUUGGAGGAGAUUCGUGUAUCAAACGUAGCCGAGGACGACCCGGAGAAGGCGAGGAUGUUGGUCCCGGCGGGGAGAUAAUGAAGUGGGUUUACCUCAGUGUAGCUCUCCUGUGCUGGUCCCUCCGUCGUCAUGUCUGGUGUUCAGAGCAGUCCUCUCCAGGUUCGGGUCUCGCUGCACGGGAUGGCGGCCCUCAGACGGCAGUGGAGGCGAGGGCUCACGAGAAGGUCGAGGAGGAGCGAGCCGCGCUGCUGCUGUCCAGUGUCGGGGCAGAGAUGGAAGAGCAGCCGUCAGCAGACGUCCCGGACGAAUCCCGACAUGCGCAGACUGUGAACGUUGUAGAGGAGCUGUUGGAAAGCAUUCAUACAGAGUCAGGGCAACCCGUCUCUGAACCAGAGCCCCAUCCUGACCCGGAACAGCUAGCGCUCGACCCCGCACAAACCCAGGCUCCGCCUCUGCUCCAGACAGAGGCGGAGAUUCUCCAGGCCAUGCCUUCCCUGGACAAGGUGGAGUCUGCUGCUCUUACUGCCCCUUCCACUGAACUCCGCGAUGAGCCACAGUCAGACCCCAACGUCGACGCCACCGUCAUGGCCGAGCCUGACUCCGCCCCUGACUCAGCUCCACACCCUGCCCCAGGCCCAGCCUCAGCUACCUCAGACACCGCGACUGAUGGCCCCUCCAGUGCAUUAGAGAUUGCCAGUCCUGGUGCCCCACUAAAGAACUCUAGUGCCAGUCAGUGUGAGCUGGGCUCCGUGGCCCUCUCCAGUCAGGCCCUUGCCCCUGGCGCCGCCCUCAGCAGUGUGGAGGUGGAACCAGUGGAUACUCAGGUCACAGGGACCAGUGCUGACCUGAUCACCUCUCCGGACUCACCUGAGCUGGACCUCAUGGAGCUGGAGCAGACAGUCAACACCUCACACCCCACAGAAGACCAGCAGGCAGCUGACUCUGAAGCAGGGACGGACCCCCCUGUCCCCAGCAAAGAGGACAUCCCCACCUUUGACGAGUGGAAGAAGAAAGUGAUGGAGGUGGAGGAGAAGAAAAGUCAGUCUCUGCACUCCUCGUCCAACGGCAGCCCCCAGCCAGGCAAGAAGAUUCAGAAGAACUUUAAGAAUAACUACGCAUCAGUGGAGUGUGGGGCCAAAAUCCUCGCAGCCAAUAAUGAAGCCAAGAGCACUCCUGCCAUUCUAAUGGAGAAUAUGGAUCUGUACAUGUUGAACCCCUGCAGUAAUAAGAUCUGGUUCGUCAUUGAGCUCUGUGAGCCAAUCCAGGUGAAGCAGCUUGACAUUGCGAACUUUGAACUCUUCUCCUCCACACCAAAAGACUUUCUGGUGUCCAUAAGUGACAGGUACCCAACCAGCAAAUGGAUCAAGCUAGGCACAUUCCAUGCGCGGGACGAGCGCACAGUGCAGAGCUUCCCUCUGGACGAGCAGCUCUAUGCCAAAUACGUCAAGAUGUUCAUCAAGUACAUGAAGGUUGAGCUGCUCUCUCAUUUCGGAUCCGAACAUUUCUGCCCCCUCAGCCUCAUCAGGGUGUUUGGUACCAGUAUGGUGGAGGAGUAUGAUGAGAUCGCAGACUCCCAGUACCCCUCAGAGAGGGUCGAGUACCUGGAUGAGGACUACGAUUACCCCCGGGGCUACCUUCCCACCGAGGACAAGCCAUCGAAGAACCUCCUGGGCUCUGCCACAAAUGCCAUCCUCACUAUGGUCAACAACAUUGCUGCAAAUGUCCUGGGUGGAAAACCAGAGCUUGAGGAUGGAGCACAGAUGAAUGGGAAUAUGUCUUCAGGGACAGAAAAUGGCACAGGUCUAUCGACAGAGACCAUAUUCACACCAACACCCACCCCCACAGAGCAGCAAGCAAUUAUGCACACUUCAGAGCUGGAUCCCACUCUUGUAAAACCCGAUCCAGAAGUCCCCAUUUCCGAGUCCCCGUCAGCGCCGGCCCCCGAGGAGAACCGCGUUGUUAUCCUCAUUGAGGAAGAGGAGGAGCCAGCCACGCCCACGGUGACACUGUUGGAGGGAGAUGACGAAGAGGAUAGGAGGAGGGAGGAGGCAUGGAAGAGAGAGCAUGGAGUCUAUUGUGGCCACCUGUCUACCCUGUCAUGUCUGGCCAGCCUUCACGAGCACCUCCACCUCUACUGCUCGGCCGCCCUCGCCCUGCAGAGAGACCGCCAGAGCCACGGCCACACAUGCACCCGCCUGCAAACGCCACUACACAGACCCUACCCUGUGCCCACCCCCACCCAGACGCCCUCCCCACCCUCCGAGAACCUUCCAGAAGAGGAGGAACCGGCACAACCGCAGGAUGAGGGGCUCAGCCCUACCGACUUGACCCCUGCACCUGCACGACCCGUGGAGUCUGGGGCGGAGCCUGUCCCUGACACCGUCGUCCUGGAGCCCAGCCACACCUCUCCUCUUCCACCUCCCAGCUUCUCCGACAUCUCUACACCCACUCCUGUUGUAGACAUUCCAGAAACCCUCCCUACGGGCGAGCCCCAGAAUGGCCAGGCCCCGUACCUGGAACACGUCCAUGAGAUGGCCACUACUCCCCACGGCAGCAUCAGUGACUGCCUCAGCCCCACCCCCACCGCCUCCGUCCUUGUUCCUACCUCCGAGCUUCCAGAACCUGAGACGAACCCCCCAAUGUCUGAGCCUCCCGCACCCACCAUAGAACAGCCACUGCAGCCUCUUCCCACGCACACCCAGCCCACCGACAUCCCACCCCCAACCGAGCUCCCUAUGCCCAGCCCCGAGGCUUCAGAACCUGACCGAGCUACAGGGCCGGAGGACCUUCAGCAGAUGGUUGACUCGUCCCAGGAGGAGCCGGUGGAGGACCUACUGCUCAGCGUGGCGGCCGGUCAGGGCGGACAGCAGCGCGCCGCUACCGACUUCUAUGCUGAGCUACAGAACGCGUCCGAGCCGAGCCAUGGCAAUGGUAACCAGGUGCACGGCUCCAACCAGAAGGAGUCUGUCUUCAUGAGGCUAAACAACAGGAUCAAAGCCCUGGAGAUGAACAUGUCUCUCAGCAGCAGAUACCUGGAGGAGCUUAGCCAGAGGUACCGAAAACAAAUGGAAGAGAUGCAGAGAGCCUUUAAUAAGACCAUCAUUAAACUGCAGAACACUUCCAGGAUUGCAGAAGAGCAGGAUCAGAAGCAGACUGAGUCCAUCCAGAUGUUACAGAGCCAGCUUGAGAACAUCACCAAGCUCAUGCUUAACCUGUCUGCUACUGUGAGCCAGUUACAGAAAGAGGUGUCAGACAGGCAGAGUUAUCUGGUGGUGUCUCUGCUGCUCUGUCUGCUGCUGGGUCUAGUUCUGUGCGUGCAGUGCUGUCGUGGCUCCCCAAGUCACAGCCAGAGCACAGCUGUCCCUGUGAGCAACCACUACCCCAGCCCAAAGAGAUGUUUCUCAUCGUAUGAUGACACAAGGCUGAAGCGCAGAGUUUCGUGUCCUCUCGUUCACGCCACAUCUUUUCAGCUGCCUACAUCAGAAGUAGGUCCUGAUGACUUGUACAUUGUAGAACCUCUAAGGUUUUCUCCAGAGAAAAAGAAAAAGCGCUGCAAAAUGAAAGGCGUGGAGAAGGCGGAGAACCCGAGGGCUGCCGGCGCCUCGGUGACUGUCACUAAAGGUGGCCUGAAAAGCAACGGCCUCCACGCAGAUCACUUCCUGCCGUCGGCACGUGACAGAAACGUGUCUGCCUGCUCAUCCAGAGGGGGCAUGUCUGAGGGUGGCUCGGAAGGCUCCUCGUCUUCCUCCUCUUCAUCCACUUCAUCCACGGCGUCAGAUGAGUCCUGCUGUAGUGCCUCUUCUGCUGCUGGGCACGAGAGCGUCGGCAGCCAGCCGCUCCAGCCUACCACAAACCGGACAGAAAAGAGGUCAUUGAAGCGACGUCGGUCCAAGAUGACCGAGCAGGGGCCGGGCCCGCCCCAGCCGCACGGGCGCUGCAGGAUGGGCCUCCUGCGCAGCCCCAUUCCCGUGACAACGGCCGUCAUGCCAGCGCUUCAGCUGAUGAAGGGGAAACAGGACCUCGGUGUGGGGACAUUUGGGGUGGCGGCGGUCACUGGCCGUGUCUGAGUUUGAAGCGAAUGCCUCCUUCAGCACCGCCUCCCACCAAAAUCUAUUCAGUGCGGCAAAGUUACUGAAUCACUCCCUCACCAGGUCACCACCUCCACAUCAGAUAGGGGGAAUGGAUGGUCUUAGACGUGUAGUGUAUCUCUCUCUCUCGCUCUCUCAUUUAGAUCUAGAAUCUGCCACAAUGCUCAAGCACAGAAUGGAACUUGUACUCCCUGGCAACGACCCCCACCCAAAACACCAUUACCCUCUCAUUCUGAGAUCCUC
Molecule: messenger RNA, 4477 nt
Organism: Electrophorus electricus (electric eel)
Lineage: Eukaryota; Metazoa; Chordata; Actinopteri; Gymnotiformes; Gymnotidae
Gene: suco
Product: SUN domain containing ossification factor
Biological process (GO): regulation of bone remodeling; protein folding in endoplasmic reticulum
Cellular component (GO): cytoplasm; membrane
Source: RefSeq, a predicted model, not a curated record